This is a messenger RNA of Penaeus indicus, 2427 nucleotides long. Its product is annotated as tetraspanin-2A-like. Gene Ontology annotation, cellular component: membrane. Bases 27 to 662 code for a protein of 211 amino acids. The transcript is spliced from 6 exons. Lineage: Eukaryota; Metazoa; Arthropoda; Malacostraca; Decapoda; Penaeidae. The record is from RefSeq and is a predicted model, not a curated record.
UCGUCGGCUGCGUGAUCCUGGGCUACAUGGCGUGGGUCCUCGCCACCUCCAUCACCGUGUCGCGAUUCCUCUCCGGAACCCUGAUCUUCACGUACAGCGUCCUGGGCGUCGGGUUCCUGUUCUUCCUAACCGGCCUCGUCGGCUGGGUCGCCAGCGCGUCCGAGGUGCUCUGCCUGCUGCGCCUGUACCUGAUCGCGCUCGUCCUGGCCAUCGCCACGGAGAUCGGGGGCCUCAUCGCGCUCAGCAUCCUCGACACCAAGCUGGAAAUGGUACUCCUGAACGGUUGGGCUGAGGUCAACCAGGGAACACGCAACAUUGUCCAGAAUAAAUUCAACUGCUGCGGAUUUUAUGGACCUAAGGAGUUUGCCUACACUAACUACCCUCUCAGCAAUUCAUGUUAUGAUGGCGCAUCGGAAACGGAUGUCGAUGCCUUCACCAACGCUCAGCAGCUCAAGCAGACUGGAUGUGGCGCCCCACUCAAAUUCUGGCUGGACGAUAACAAAGCUGUCUGGUGCUCUAUCCUGGCGGGUCUCGGCGGCCUCCAGCUGAUGUGCGUGAUUCUCUGCAUCCACAUCAUCCACAAGCUCAAGGACAAGUCGGGCUACAAGAGGACCUCCUCCAAGCGGCGUCUCCACGACGAGAAGUCGGCGUACUCCCUGUGAGCCGUCGACCACCAUGAACUCAUAUGGUGAACUCGGAUGUUUGUCGCCUGUGUUCCAUCUCCCAACUUUUCCUGGUUGUAAAACUCCGCGGGAAGAAAGGCUGUAGCUAUCACUUUCGUCCUUCAUUUGACUAUUCUUCACCCGGCUCUUUCUGUAUUUGAAUAUUCUAAAUUCACCUUUGUAUAUAUAUCUUUCUAUUUGGGGGAAUUCUAACGAUUUUAUAUCUUUUUAUUUAUUCCAAUACAAAAUUAUUUUUUAAUUAUUUUUGUUUAAAAUUUAAUUGUUCAAAACUGAAAACGUUGUGAACGUUUCAUAAAAACUAUAAAGCAAAGUCGAUGACCCUGACACGUCUUGAGAUAUACAUAUAGUAGUACAGGACUUAAACAAUCAUAUUUAGCAAUGCCAAGGAAUUAAGCCAUGAAAAUGUGCCAUCAGUUAUAGUAGUGCUUUCUGUGUUCAGGUAAGUCUGUGUGAUUUAUCAGAAAGUGUCGAGGCAGACGAGUGGUAGUACCAAUAGAAUAAACGUUCUAGCUCACCAUAUGGUUCAUGCAAUAGUAGUGGUCGACGGGAACAAAUGAAUUUCGUUUUAAGUAUUAUUGAAACCCCAGCUCGAAUCUCCUACUUCAGCUGUUCUUAGGCCGCGCCGCACGGUCGAGCUCUGCCCAAAGUCUGCGGGCAAUGCGCGUGAUGCUUGUGUGUGUGAGAGCCAAGGUGCUCUCUGCACAUUGAAUUUGAGACAGAUUGUCCACGUGGCAAUAGAUGUGCGGUACAGUUAUAAAUUGGUGAUUUGGCUCAACAUCGGGCACGGGCAUUUCGAUUGUCUGCUCGCUUAAGAUGCUCGAUGAAGGGCAAAAUCCCCUUGCCCGCCAGGCAGUGCUUGGUCGUGUGCAAGCGGCAUUAGUCAAGCAAAUUACUUUGCAAAUCUCCUUUUUAUAAUAGUCUAGUAUACCUCUAUACUCAAACUCCGUUUGAUAAUUUUUAAUUCCUAUAAGAAUAUGGCUUCAUUAAUUUCGAGAGGAAGGUAUUCUAUAAUUUUGUACUUGAACCCUAAUCGGCCAUUAAAUACAUUGUUACGAACUUGAAAAAAAUGCUAUCAAUAUUUUACGAUGCUCCGUAUGAUGAAAAUAUUUUGUGUAAGUGAUUAUCGCCAUCAAGAGUUUCGCUAAAUUGUUUCGGAACUGUUGAUUCUGAUAAGGUUACAUACGUUACCUGUUAUUGUUGAUUAUUUUGUUGAAAUGGCUUGUGUGGUACUGUAGCUCAUGAAUGUACAGUGUAACUAUGCCUGAUCUUUUAGAGCAACAUAGUACGCUCAUGUUUAUCCUAACGCUGUAUCAUUUUAAUUAUCGUAUGUCGUCCAUGUCCCUCAGAGAAAACUGAAAGAUUGAAUUAUUUUUAUAACGCCUUUUAGGAUAUUCAACCGACACUGCUAUACGUACACUGUAUGUUUCAGUGUCUGGAAGCCAGAUUAGACUUAAAACGAGAAAUAUGAUGUUUGUCCCUCACUGCUUAUGUGUCCGCUUUCCUUCUCCUAUGUACGUGCGGUUUGUUUCGCACUACUACUGCAGCUGCGUUUUGUGGAGCCUUGUUUGUUUGUUGUUUGUUGUAUCCUUUCCUCAGCCUCUUUGUUUUAUGACUAUUUUGACCGUAAAUAGACAUUUGACUUGCUUGUAUAUAUGUACAUCACCUUUUCCCGCUUUUAUAAAUGUAGAUAAAUUUAGUUGUGUUUUAGACAUGAAAUCAAUGAUUGUUAUAGCUUUUUUAUCAA